Funneliformis caledonium is the source of this 1314-nucleotide messenger RNA. The record is from the annotation of a GenBank genome assembly. NCBI's taxonomy places the organism in Eukaryota, Fungi, Glomeromycota, Glomeromycetes, Glomerales, Glomeraceae.
AUGGCUCAAACAGCAAGUCAAUUACUAGGUCACGUCGUUCCAGUUUGCCAAUGGAUCCCGCAAAAUACACCUAAUACAACUUCAACAAUACCUGCUUACCCACUUUUUCCAGAAAACGUGAGGGAAUGGACCGGAUUCUUUCAACAUGUCAGACGUGCUGGUACGAUUUUUCCCCUUCCAGGAGGACUAUUCCCCACUGGAUACACAAGUGCAGUACCUCUCAGAGUCGAAGGCGAGGCAAAAACUCGUUUACUGAAUAAUGUUUUAGCGCCUGUUGAAUCGUUAUUAGUACCACAAGGAGCAUUUCUUGAUACACCUGCCGGAUUUUUAGGUGCUUCUGACCAUGUUUUAUGCACUAAUAAUUACACAGUGGCCAAGAUGCCGGUGGAAAUGAAAACGUGCCACAAUCUUGAUUUACGCGGUUAUAAUUUCUGGGAAAUUUAUCGAUAUAUCGACCGGUGUGGAAUAAUGAAUUCAAGAUUUGGAGACCAAAGAUUCGAUCCAAAUUUUAAAUUCAAGAAACGUAUCCUAUCGCAGAUAUUUCGUGAAAUGGCCUGUAAUGGCCUCCAUUAUGGAAUUUUAUCAAAUUAUAGUGAUACAUAUUUUCUCAAGCGAGUAGAAACAAAUCCAACCACCCUUCAUAUUUCCCGUGUUAUUCAACCCACUGAUACUAAUCCGACUUUACGCGAAUGCGUUUACUUUAUCAGCCAACUUGCCAUUAAUGAUAAUGUUGGUAAUAGAUUGGAACGUGUAGUGUUUGACAAGAAGAGGAAGAGAACAUCAAAGAGGAGUAGAAAACCAAUUGCGAGUUCAUCCAAGGGAAUUACUACUGUAGAUAAGUACAUAGGUGGCGGAUCAUUUGGAAAAGUUUUUUCUGGAUAUUAUGAUAAUCAAGAUGUAGCAUGGAAGACUUGUGAUGCAUAUAAAAAGCAAGAGGAGAUGAAAACGCUAAAGCAUGAAGCUCAUAUAUAUUCUAUUUUGAAAGAAUGUCAAGGUCGUGAUAUUCCACGUUUGUUCUACAAAGGUUACAUUUAUGACGGAUAUCUUUUUGCGUUAGCGUUACAAUUAAUUGAGGGUCAUCACGUUGUUCCGGAAAGACUCACUAAAGAAGAAAAAAAGUCAAUAGUCAAUCAGCUAAAAUCAAUACAUAAUUGUGGUGUCCUACACAAUGAUAUCUCAGAGAAAAAUAUUCUAUAUGAACCAAAGAGUCGCCAUUACUUUUUUAUUGAUUUUGGCUUGAGUGAGGUCGUGGGUAGUGAGUCGCUGAAAUUGCUCCAGGAAGAAAGAAGAUUAAAAAAAUUUUUAAAACUUUAA